UUUAUUGCGUUUAAGCAAACGAUAAAAUAUGUGCUGCUGAGCGACAACAAUUGAGAUACAGCUGAGAGAGCGAAUGAACGAGUAACCGAAUGCAGCGCCGAAACUGCCAAACCUAAUACAACUCAUCUUGCCAUAAAAUUUAAAUAAAGUGAAGGACAAAAGUGUGUAAAAAGUAGUGAAGAAACAACGGUCAUGUAGUGCCGAGCGCGAAAAAAGUGUGCUGUUUUUAUUGCUAUCACUGUGCAUAUAUCUCGCGUUUCGAUAGUCGCAAUAAAUUUGUAUGUGACUGGUGUGGCUUGGGCAACGGGCGUGCGUCAUAAAAUGUUUGUCAGUGUUCAUGUAUUGCUCAAAAAACGUGAAAAAUGCAUAGGAAAAAGUAUAGUAACAAACAUUUAAAGGAAGACGGUUAUACCCAAACUGCUUCCUUAAAAAACCCGAAAAUUCCUAAAAACCAAACUGCAAGUACGUGCAUACAAGCAUGCAUAUGUGUGUAUACUCAUAUAUGUAUGUGUAUGUCAUCGAAUUGUUGAAUAGUGCGAUAUGUGUGGCCAAUUUGACUAUGUAAAAUUUACUUAAUUUUUUCUCAGUUGUGAAAAAAAUCAAAAGGAAGGAGUAAAUGCAGUGAAAAUGUGAAAGUAAUGUAAACAAAUCAAUAACGCAAUAUGUAACGUGGUUAAUACAGUAUUCGAAAGGCUAAAGUAACGCCUGUUGUGAUUUCUUACAAAAAUUUUAUAGAAAGAAUCAACACGAAUUUGGAAGAUAACCAGAAAGAUAAGAUCAUGAAAUGCGGUGAUACAGUGUCUAAUCUCAAGCGACAACUUCAAAACCGAGGAAAACUAGUAACAAAACCUAUACCUUUAUGUGUAUAAUCACGAACAUAUAAAAGUACAAAAAGAUUAACAUUUUCAAAUACUAGUAGAACCAGGUUCAAAAACCAAUUAAAGUGUAAUAUAAUAUUAAACAAAUUACAAAGGAGUUCAACUGCUCUAAUGUCGUCGAUAUUACAACAGCAAUUAACAUUUGAAAAGUUGAUAAAAGCUCCUGUGCAUACAUGUGGCGCUGUUUUUCCAACGCCGUCAACGCUUUCACCGAUUUUACAUAACGAGCCUGACACAAAUAAAACAACCACGAAGUCGCAGUCAGCUGUAGAUUCCUUAGAACGAUUCUGCGCUGAUCCCAUGGCUAUGGCCGCACAUACGUUAUUAGCUGCAUCUACCGACUAUGUUAUGCCUGCGACUGAUAGCAUCAAAAACAAUAACAAUGAUAAAGUCAGUAAUUCAAAUAUUAACGUACUAAACCAGCAAAACAAAUGCUCUGUUAGUAAUAAUGUUGACCAAGUUAUCCCUGCAUGUGAAACGUUAAAUUCUUACCCGUCAGUCCAUGUUUUACCAAUUUCAGUAGAUAUGCACUCUUCUCAUGAUGACAGCCUAAAACUAGCUGCAUCACCGGUGCAGAGUAAGUCUUUUUCAGAAGACAUAGCCGAUAUUGACCACAUGUAUGCAUGCGAUAGAGAUCGUACAACUAAGCAGCUUGUCGAUGAAAAGCUACGCAGUUCAUCGGGUUUGAGCGGGUCUCCUGGCCACGAAGCCAAUACCCAUCAACUGCUAACUAAUCACACUCGUUCAUAUUUUGAGCAUGAAUUUAAACAGCAAGUAGCACCCGUUGUACUUAUUCCUCAAGAUCAUCACCCCCAGCACCAGCAAAAAUAUUCGCAAACUCAAGAAACUCAAGCCAACAAUGAAGUCAUAAACGGUAAAGGAAUUGAUAUUACAAAUAAAGAGCACCAGACGGUAAAUAGUAAACAUAAAGGUGGGAGAGAUUCAUCCUUUAAUAUUACCGCGUUUAGUAAUAGUAGUGGUGCCUGUGCCAAUGGAGGUCUAUGUGGUACAUCGGAAGAAACUAAUGUCGUCGAAGCUGACACGCGAAGAAAUAUUCCGGUCCUUGAUGUGCUGCUUAACGACGAGCAAUCGAAGAAUAUGUUUAAACAUUUGUCUCCACCUAAGAUGGGUUUAGCGCAAGCAAGUACACACGUUUUAGCCGUGCAGAGAAAUAUUGGUCCAAAUGCGGUUGCUGUUGGACGAGACAAUUUUCCACCACCUAACGAUUGUAUGAUUCCCGUCGACAGUUCUACUUUUUUAUAUGAAAAAGAAAGCCAGCUCCUAACUAAACUCUUUGCUACAGAUCUGGUAAUACCAAAAUGUUAUAUACCAACAAGUGCGGUAAACUCCUUUCAUGUGGAUGCCGAAGAUAUUGGCGGUCCCAACAAAUCAGGCAACCGUUCGCAGCAUGGUAACGAUAUGUUAGAUAAUGCAAAAGAAAAGCGUGAUGUUGAUUUAAGUAUGCAAAGUGCGCGCUCUACUUUACCCUCUACCGAGGCCACCAAACAGUUAAACGUACCUCCCGCGCCACUUAAUUUGCUAACAGAAAUACUUUUGCUCCAACAACACUAUCAGCACAAACAGCAAUCACAAUUACUAACAUCGGCUGCAAAUAAUGUUAAUAUUGCAACUGCUUUACAGAAGGAUCAACUGCACAUGAAUAAGUUGUCGACGGCAUCUCCACUGUCAGCACCUCUGACGCUCCCAUUUCCUUUCCAAUUACCGCUUCCUUUGUCAUUGUCCCUUCCUCUGCUGCAGCCGUUACCACUGUCAAUGCCACCCAUACCAAUUCUUGAAAAUACUAAAAAUAAUAACGGUAGCAAUUCGAUUUCGAAACAAUAUAAUUUCGAAGUGCCGGCGUUCCUAACAGGCGAUUCAACUGACAAAUGUAAAGAUCAGAUUUAUUUAAAAUCUAAGCACGAACCAGCAACACACCGCGAGCACCAGCAAAAAUCAACGGUAUCUUCACAGCAACAGCAAGAAGCUUCGAACCAUUUUUUAACUACACAAUUUCUGUAUUCGCGUAUGUUACCCGCACUAGCCGAUAAUUUGAGGGGACGGGAUCUCCAUAUGAUAGACUGCGCGCCCAGUAUUUCGAUGCUAAACACGCUUGCAAGCAGUACACUACCUUCCGAAAAUGAUAGUAAUAACAAUCGAAACAAUUUGCCAAACGACAAUAGUGAAAACGUUGAUACCAACUCAGCGUUUGAUACCGUAACUCUCUCUCCAAAACAAAGCAACACACAAUACACGAGUACACCCAAUUUAUCCACCGACAUCAGUAGGACUGACAGGUUUAGUUCCAUAAUGACAAACAGAAAUGCAACUACUACAAAUCUGAGCGGUACUGAGCUUUUAUCUGCACAAGAGGCGGCGCUUACGCAAGCCCAAAUACAACUUGAUAAGUAUUUAGGGCUUAGCAAUCAGUUUAUUGAACUCACACAAAACAAUUUAACAAUAUCUGACAAACUUACUGCCCACAUUGUACCACGCGUGUGGGAGAAUUUGCAGCAAUCUAAACAAUUAAUUCAUUCAACACAGACGCAGUUGAGUUUACUUAGGCGACAAUGCGCCAGCGCAAAGUUUUACUACGAGCGAACGAUGCGUCGGCUGUACUCAAGCGAUUCUAAGUAUCUGUCACAGUUACAAGCGCAUAAAAAACCCUCCGCAUAUUCAUCAUCCUGGUGUCCGAAUAACAUUGUAACUCGGGCAGCAGUAAUUGCAGCAAUGGCGGCUGCGUCGGAAUUACAGCCACUGCCGACAAACACUUUUGUUAAAACGGAGAGUUCUAUUAGUGGUAAAAGUGAAAUAACCGAUAAAGAAUGUGAGCGUGCUUUAGAUAAAAGUCAGACAUUGUUAGAAAUAGAGACUGUUAUUGAGCGUUACGUUAAGACGGUAUGCAAAAAUAAUGAAGAUGCAGACGCAGUUACUAAUGAGAUUAGCGGCAGUGACUUCAUGCCGAGAUCUAAUGAUAAUUAUGACAACACAAGAACUCCUGUUUAUAGUUCUCCAGGAAUAGCUAAUAAUGAUGAUGGGGAAUAUGAAUUUGAAUGCAAUGCGAAUGUAAAGCGUCGUAAUAAAACAUCAUCACCCUUCACGGUUGGCAGCAAUGCAAACUGGCGAUUGUUGGAGGCAUCGUCUCCUAUCUGCUUUUGGCAUCCAGAUAAUCGAGGGCUCAGCGUAAAUGAAGGCGUGCUUUCUGCUUCCGAAAUUAUACUGGAAUGUGCAGCAUUAAGUGUUCAAGCGCAUAUGCAAGACCCCUCUAUUGUAGUAAACAGAAUUGCUGGUGAAAGAACGUCUACCCCCUCACACGAAUGUGAACGUGGUGGAAUAACUGAAAAUUCUGAACAUACGACUACGGACGGUGAAACAUUUCAAGGCUUACUCCUAAAAAGAGUUCUAAACACGCGCUCAGGUUCCUACAAUGGCGAUCAUGACACUGAAGUAAUCAAGAAUGCAAAUAACGAAAAAAAAGAACUACAACAAUCACCUUCAGGCUCGCCAAUGGCCGUGAAUGCCACAAACUCUCCUAACAUGCUGACACCAACGUCCACGCCAACUACUACACCGACGCCGCCCAACAUAAAUGCUGCUAUUGUUGGAAAAAAUCAUCGCAAAUCAAAUUAUGCUCAUCACCUCGAACCAUCAAUCAGCCCUGCAUCUACAAUUACAAACUUAACUCAUAAAAAGGCUUUAUUUUAUGAACAAUCGAAUUCUCAAACGCUUAGACAACGUUACAGCAGCAACAAUAACGGCGAUAUUGCUAACAAUAAUACUAACGACAACAUGGACAACAAAAUUGAACCAAAUAAAAAACUUGAGACUCUGCAAGUUAUUCAAGCAACGUCGGAAUCACCAGUUUCACCUUCAGUGGCAGUAAAUAUUGGGCAUAACAAAAAAAAUCAGCAACACCAACAACAGCAGCAGCAGGCAGCGUUCAGUGGUUGCAGUAGCAGCAGCACUGGCGGUAGCGGCAGUGGUUGCUUAUAUGGUCUAAAUGGUCCAUCAUCUAAUACUAACAGCGAAACAACUACAGCAGCGGUGGCGGCAUUGCAGGAAUGCGCUUUUACCAAUAUUUUUAAGGCACGUUUCAACGCGCUAACGGCUGCAGCUGUAAUGAAUGCUACAGUGGGAAUUUCGGCGGCUGCUGCCGCCGCAUCCGUAAUAGAUGGACCGUAUGAUUUAAGCAUCAGCAGAAAAGCUAAGCAAACAAACUUGGAUAGUAAAAUAUCAACGGCUAAUCCACAAGGAAAUGAGUGCAAAGACAAUUCGAAUGAGAAGAAGAAACCGCAUAUCAAAAAGCCACUGAAUGCGUUCAUGCUCUACAUGAAAGAGAUGCGAGCCAAAGUUGUUGCCGAGUGCACUUUGAAAGAAUCGGCUGCAAUAAAUCAAAUACUUGGUAGAAGGUGGCAUGAACUUAGCCGUGAAGAGCAAAGUAAAUAUUACGAAAAGGCGCGACAAGAGCGCCAAUUACAUAUGGAAUUAUAUCCAGGGUGGAGCGCACGGGACAACUACGGCUAUGUUUCGAAAAAGAAAAAGCGUAAAAAAGACCGUUCACCCGCGGAUUCGGGAGGUAAUAAUAUGAAAAAGUGCCGUGCUCGAUUUGGUUUAGAUCAACAGAAUCAGUGGUGUAAGCCCUGCAGACGUAAAAAGAAAUGCAUACGCUAUAUGGAAGGAUUGAGAGGUAGUGCCGGUAUCAGUGGCACCAAAGAUGAUAGCUUUCAGGACUUAGACGAUCUAGAUGACAAUGCUAGUGAUGAAAAUCUGGGUAGUCCAGGCAGUAUUGAUGACAACAACAAAACACCUGACGAUGAUACCGGAUCACUGAAUCAUUCGCUAUCUAGUCCGGGCUGCCAAAGCGGUUUGUCUAGUCUUCAGAGCCCGUCUACCAGUAUGGCUAGCCCAUUAAAUCUGCUCCCUAGUCCUGCAACGCCCUCAACGAUCGGUCUGCCAUUUGGACUUACUGACAAUCAACAAGAUCAGAAUGUGCAAAGUCAGCAGCAACUACAACAACCGAACAGCGGUAUCGAUUCGGCAGCUCAACAAAUUCGUAUGCAACAGUCGAGCCAACAUCAAAUUCAUUUAAGUCAACAUCAGCACCUUCUGCAGCAACACCAGCCGCAUCCGCAUACUACAUCCUCACACAACGGUAUUUACGAGCAUGCCGGAAGAUCGUUUAUCUGUAGUGGUAGCAUUGGUGUCGGGAGAAGCACAAUUAUAUCUCCAUCUCUGUCAAAUAAGAGCUCCAGUGGCAUAUGUAUUGGCAGCAGCAACACUCUAAUAAAUACCUCAUCAUCAGCGUCUGGUGUGACAACCACGGCCGCCUUCACAGAACGCACUAUGCGUUCACUUCUGAAUCCUAGUCCUUCCGGCCUAUUGCUGAAUAACAAUUGCUUUCCACCAAGCGGCCUAGAAUCAAGCGCAGGAGCUAUAAUUUCCAUAGAACAUAUUCUAUCAAAUGCCAAUAAAAUAUCAUCCGGCACUGCAUCCAAUACUACAACCACCAACACCGUGGGCAAUAGAGCCAACGACGAUUUAAAUGGUUUUAUUUCCUUCAAUAACAAUAGCGAUCCGUCUUUUACCAAUAACACCGGCAAUAACAGUGCUUGUGAAAAUAAUUCAAUGGCAGUUACGUCGACACCGUUAGUCAGCGACACAGUCAAACCUUUACCAGCCGCGGUGGCAAAAUCGAGCGUUUCGUCGUCUGCGCCGUCUUCACCUGUUGGCGAUACUUUCGAAAAGGCAGUUGCUCCUGCUCAACGAAACCCUAUAGGCGCUAAUCCACAUGAUAUCAACAACCCGCUCAGCAUUAAUCAGCUGACGAAAUGCAGUGAAAGUACAAGCAAUACCAAUAAAAAUAUUGUGACAACUACUAACAAUAAUUUUAAGAAUAUCUUUGCAACGGCUGACAAAAACAGCAAUUCAUCAUGUUUUGAUAAUAUAUCAACAGCAUCCAGUAGCAAUACUAACGGGAUCGCAGCAAAGAAAUAUAAUCAUAACAAUCAACAACUGCCAAAACAACUAGCCUUACGAAUAUCCUCAACCGCUUCAUCGCCUCAACAACAGCAGUUAGCAACGACGUGUUUAUUCCCGCCAGUACCGCAACAUUAUCAGCAGCAAUUCCAUUUGCAUACAUCUACUGGACAGCCAACGCCACCAACGCACCAUCAUGCAUCCCACCGCCAUUCGCAUGCACAUCCACCAUUGUUCAACCAACAUUUUCAACAAUUCAGUCAUCACUUGGCGUCCGUGGCAGCGGCGGCGGCUGCAACAAAUGUCCACAUACCCAAUAUAUUGAGUGCUGCUGUUGUGAAACCCAACAACAGUAUGCAACGUAAUACUACAAGCAAUGUUAUAGCUAACGAAGCAGCUGCACCAACAAUAAUUGAAGCGAUUGAAACUAUUGCUGAGGAUAAGGCAUGCACAGAAAGCGUCGGAAAUCUGACAGCGCUAAAAUGCCAUGCCUCAGAGACAACAGUAGCGACAACGACGUCUAUGCCAGGUACAACAACAGUAACGACGAAGACGCUGCCAGUGUUGGCUGCAGACAACACACCCCUUCUUAAUGUUAAUACAACCGCUUCCGGCAAUGAAAAUGGAGCAAUUAGCGUUACGUAACGGUAUCAUCAGAAGGGCGCACCGCAAACCGUUGAUUUUAAUGUAGUUUCGUUGUAUAUCAUAAAAAACGUAUUAUUCGUUUCGUUAUAAUUUGCUUUUAAUAGUUUGUGAAUAUGAGUAUUACAAGAAUAAGCAAGUAUAGUUCCGAGUAAGCCUUCAAAACAUUAAUGUGAAUGCAAAUUAUAGUUGCAUAAACAUCCUUUACUUUCUGUUAUCUAGCGGUGGCUUAGUUAUGGACUCAUGAGGCUGGAAAGCUAAUUAUACUUAAAUGUAUACAAGUAUACAUAUUAUAUAUUACAAAUAUGCAUGCAAUAUUAGGCGGUUAAGCGAGUCAAGAUGCAAUUAAUGGGUUAAUAGUUUUUAGUAAUCAACUAAAAAUAAAUUCUAUCUAUAUUAUUAAAGAAAUUGCAGCCACAUUUUUGGUAAUAAUAAUGUUAAAAAGAAAUAUCCAAAACACUCAAAAGCGAUAAAUGGACACGGAUUUUUAUCCAGCCAAAGACUGACAACUCAGCCUUAUUUCUCUUAAUUAUUUCAUUAUUGUUGUUUAACUACCAAACAAACUGACCGAUAAAAAUCAAGUUCUUGUAUAGAAACUUGCUUAUGUGAGAAGGAUAUUCUAGCUUCGGUGCAACCGAACGUUUAUUAACAUUUUUCUGCUGUUAAUAAUAAGUCUUAGAACAAAUAACCAGUCCUGCUUUCAAACCAAAAAAAUUCGUAUCCAAUAUUUUUCAUCAACCAACAAAAAAAAUUUCGAAUGUUUAGUACGAAAAAAAUUUCCGAAUGUAGAUUUCAGAUGAAUGACCCAUUUAUAGGACUUCAAAUACAUACAUUAUGCUUCUCGCCAAAAGUAAUAGCUAAAAACUUUUCACAUAUCAUUAGACAAGCCAUGUAAUGUUGUCACAGUCAUCUUGAGUGCGUGCACAUAACUUAUACUUUCAUACAUAUACGUUUCAAAUAUCAUGUAAGCAAAUAUAUUUGGCCUUGAAUAUACUUGGUAGCGGAUUCAGCAUUCAAAAUUUGAUAAUCUGUCAAAAUUUUUAAAUACAUACAAAAUACAAAUUACAAAAUAUUAUUGCCAAAGGAUAUACACGGAUAGUUCAAUAAUGAAAUAUUGUUAUGUGAGAAGCCCAGUUAUAUAUAAAUAUAUAGAGGUAUACAAUGUAAAUUAGCUAUACACAUCACUGUGUGUAAAAAUAUGGAAAUUACUAGAAAAAAUUCAAACCUAAUUUUUUUAAGUAGUGCAGUUAAUUAGGUCAUGAAAUAGUAUACAGUAUAAAUUUACAAAAAGAACAAGAUACUUUUAUUUAUGUAUAUAUAUAUAUACAUAUAUAUGCAUAUAUGAACUCAUAUCUUUAAAACCAAAUGAAUUAUAAGAACAAUGUAUUCAAAAUAUUUAAAAAUGAAUGUAAAACCACUUAAUGAUAGACUUGACCGAAACUCUAAACGAAUUUAUUUGUCAUAAGCAACAGGUAUAAAGGAACAAUUAAAAAAUAUUAUAAAAUGAAAAAAUAAUAUAAAUUUCAACAAAUAUAUAUUUUGUCAUAUUUAUAUAAAAACCAAUCAAAUUAAAAACACAACAACACACAAUUGAUUACGUAUACCAUAUCUAAACCGCAUAAAUUACUUUUGGAAAAGCACAUGAGCUACACACAUGCACAGUCAGUAAAUGAAGUAAAGGUGAAACUAGCUACAGAAUGCCAUACAGUCCAUAAAAAGUUUGCGUUCAUUCGAUUCUAUUUAGAUGAUUCCACAAGUUUUUGCCUUUUGCCCUCAUUGGCCAUUUACCAAUUUACUUCACAUCUCAUAUCAAACUUUCAGUACACUCGCUACCUUCUCAAUUUGAUACAGGUUAUAAAAUAAAUUCAAGAAAUUGAAAAAACUAAAUAUAGUAGCUAAAAAUGAAAUAAUUAGACAAUUUUACGAUAGUAACGCUAAGCAAGAAACAUAAUCAAUAUAAUGAAAAUACAAUAUAAACUGUGCCACAUUUUUGUCAUAUAUAUAUUUUUUCGAGUAUUAUGUAAAGUAAAUUAUAUAAACUUUAACAAAGCACGCAAAAAAAAAAAUUGAUGAAAAAGCAAAAAAAUAUAGAGUAAAAAUAAUUGGUUAAAUAAUACAAAUAAUAUUUAGACAACGAUAAAUACAAAUAUAAGCCUGCAAUUUAGCAUUUAAAAAGCAUAUGAAUAAGAGGAACAAUAUAGUAUACAUAUGUAAAAUAGCUUAUUACGUUUUCUGUUUUAAAUUUACAGGUUUUGUUGCGAAGCGUAAAUAUAAAAGAAAAUCUUAAAAAUGGAAGUAAAGUGCUUGCUCAGAGAAUUCGACAGUAUUUCUCAAAAAAGUUUGCAUUAUAUGACAUUGAUACUGGCCAUGCUUUCAAACCUUUUUAGCAACUUGACUAAACAAUGUUAUACACCAUUGUAACAAGAAUAAAAUGUACACUGUGUCCAUAUAUUAAUUACUUUUUUAGUCACUUACAUACGACAAUUAAAUUAAUAUGUUUUCAAUAACAAUUCGAAGGCAAAUAUUUCGAUUUUGGCGGCCAACAGAAAAAGGCGGGACUACUUUGCUUUUUUGAAUAAUUAAAAAGAUAAAAAAUUAUAAACAAGCGUAUGUUAUUUGUCUAAUAUCUUCUUCUAAACAAACACGAUAUGCAUAUGUUUCAAAUGACAGAAUGUGAGCAUAAAUUUGAUGAACAGUUGCAGCAAUCACUAUUAACAACAAUUUACAACUCACCAUGGCAAAAAAAAAACAAAGCAAAAUAUAAUUUUAAUAAGUGGCGAUAAAGGCGAUACACAAACUAAUUGUUUAAACAUGAUUGAAACAUACAAGUGUAAAUAAGUCACAAGGCGUAUACAUUAAGAAUGUAAGCGGACUAGCGUAUAUGUAUGUUAUGUAAGUAUGUACGUGCGUAUGGGUAACAUACAGCUAUUAAGUAAAUUAAACGAUAAAUGCCUAAAAUGAUAAAUAAACAAACAUACAUAUAUAUUCAUACAGAUCCAUAUAUAUAACGAAUAGCAAUUGUGGCCAAGGCGAGUUAUGUAUGCAUAUGUAUCGAUAAUUGCCAAUUUUCACUAAAAGACUGUUACUAUCUAUUAGUUGUAUAUAUAAAUUAUCAUUAAUAAGCGAUUAAUGUAAAGAUAAUAACAAAGUGUAAUAAAAAAUAAAAACAGAUUACAAGAAUUUCAUUAGAUUUAAAAUUAAAAUAAUGUAGUUACAACAACCAUAUUAGUGCGUAUAAAUAAUUAAUAGGUAAUCAAUAUUAUACAUGUAUGUAGGUGCAUAUGUAUGUUAUUAUAUAAAUAUAAGGUGAAAUGUAAGCAAUGUGCGUUGUGAAGAAAAUUAAUUUUUAAAUGCAUUUUUGUAUAUGUGUCAGUGAAUCACAAUGAACUAACCACAAUCUUGCGUAAUGAUGCCUUUGUAUGCACAAGAGAAAAGUUAAAAUAUUUAUUUGUGCAUUAGCGGUACUACAUUGCUUCCCACUGAAUAAUUGCGUAUAAAUGCAAAUAUAUAUAUAUUUUUUAAGUAUUGAUAUACUAUACAGCUAUGUAUUGUAGUGUACAGCGGAAUACGACAAGUCAUGUAUGGUACAAAAAUACCUGGAAAUGUACUACAUUAACACAGCAUACCUUUAAAAUUAUUAAGGUGUGCAAAAAAUCAGAAUUACAACAUUUGUUGCUUGUCAAUAUACACACGGCAAUUGAGUUGAUAUUUGGCAUAAAUUCGUACUUUGAUACAUACAUACAUGCAUAUGUAAAUAUUUAUCACAUGCUCCGCUUUGAUGCGGUAGUAUACUUAUACCGGUGUGUCUAACGGCAGACUAAAUCUUUAAUUUGGUUUAACCAAAGAUAGUAAAUAACGGCGAGAAAUACAGCUACUUAGCGAAUAUGAUCAAAUUCACUAAAUGCAGCUUUAUUUGUAAAUGAGCUCUCAAAGAGCAUUUUCGUGCACCAAUUGUAAGCAAAUUGUUAACUAGUAUGUUUUAUAAAUUUUAACAGCAUGCAUGCAAUGUUUUGGAAGCUCCGUUUUAAUUACAUCAACAAUCAGAUUUACAAGUAUAUGUUCACAAACUGCUUGAAUUUAUUGAAAUAACACAUAUUAUGUGUAUAUUAAAUAUUUCUGCGGAAAGCCUAGCAUUAAAUGCAUUUCAUGUGGAAAUGCUAAACAUAAUAUAGUAGAGACAAAGUUAUACCGUGUGCGCAAUUGCAAUGCUUAUUUUGGGUUUACCACGAAGUUUGUAACACCUAGAAGGAAACGUAAUCAGCAUGACAAGCUGAGUUAAUUUAGCCAUGUCCGUCUGCCAGUCUCACGUUUUGAGCUAUCGAUCUAAAUUUUCUUUUUCCCUUUUCUCCCCAACAAGGUGUUAAUUUGUCGGACAUUGGCCUACUAUAGCAUAUAGCUGUCAUACAAAUUCAACGAUCAAAGUUAAGUUCUUGUAUGAGAAACUUUUUUAUUUAACAAGAUAUCUUCACAAUAUUUGACAUGAAUUAUUGUCCAAGCCAACGCAAUAAUAUCCAAAAAACAAUUGUAGAUCGAAGUACAGUAUAGCAUAGACAUACAUAUGAACAGAACGCUAAAAAUUAAGUUUUUGAAUAGAAAACUUCUAUAUUUGUGAAGAGUGCUCUAGCCUCGGUGCAACCGAAGUUCAUGUUUUUUCUUGUUUUCUCUUAACUUGCUUUUAUUACACUUUAAUAUGGCAUGACACUAUGUCAAGGUUCUGUUUUCAUAACGCUUUAGCAUUAUAUAGCGUUGAAAAUUGUACUAAAUUAUUUUAUAGCUUAGUAUACUUAAAUUUAAUUUAAGUAACUUUUACAUUUUUUUACUAUUUGUGUUGAAGUAUUUAUGUAAUGUAUCCGUAUGUAAUUGCUGUUUCAUCUGUUUAUUUUGAAAUUAUAAUUAGCAAACUACUAUGUCAUGUGUGAACUAAUGUGUUAUUGUUAAGUUACAUCUGAAUGUAUGAGUACGUGCAAUAUAUACGUCUUUAGUAUACGCAAUUGAUUUAUUCAUAUGUUAUACGGACUAUGUGUGUGGAAAUUUUGAGCCAAAUUUAAACAUUUAAUUAAGUACUCCCGUAUAGGAAGAAAAUUUCCACCAAAUAUUUCAACAUUAUCCGUAUGAAUGCCUUACAUCUGUUAUAUUAAUGCACAUUGCCGGCUAAUCAAUCCAUUUGGAACAAUCAUAAAAUUAAAUUAUAUAUUUAUGUAUAUACUAAAUAUGUGUACAAGAAAUGCCAUAUAUUCUAGAAAGAAAACUGAACUAGGAGCUUUUACAACCAUAUUAAAGUACAAAUAGUAAAUUGCAACAGUAAACAUUUAUUUUAUAGGAGUAUUUGUAAUUGUUGUUAAAACACAGCUUCAUAAAUUUAAUGCUAUUGCAAAUAUUUGCUAACGAACCGUUUCGAUGUAUUUAAAAUAUUAAAAAAAAUAUUAUUUUAUUAUUUGGAAAAAUUAUGCCACGAUAAAUAAGCGGAAAUUGCCUUGUUAUAAUUAUUACAUGUUCAAUUUUUCUAGUAUUCGACAAAAGCUUAUAAAUUCAACACCGUUCGUUAAGAAAACAGUUAUUUUAUUAUAUGGAAAAUAUAUGCCAUGCUAAAUAUUUCUAAGAGCAAAUCUCUUUUUUAAAUCUUACAAAUAUAACUUUCUAAUAUUCGACAAAAAUAGUUCUAUAAUUACUUUUUUCUAACAUGGGGCUAAAAUAUCUAAAUUCAACGCUGCUCUAACUACUAACCAAAGGCACCAUUUAUUUAAAAAAACAUGCCUCUAAAGAUAUUUAAAUUCUGUUGCGCCAUUCAUUAAAUCGGCAGUGCUCCUAUUUUUCCGAAAAGUACACGCAGUAAAGCUUUGCGGAACUGUUCCACAUUAUUCUUGAUUGUUUCCAGCUUCAUAGUAUUUUACAAAAGCAAUACUCUAAAUUUAAUUACUGAAAGUCUUUGUAUUUGUCAAUACGUGCCGUAUGUAAUUGCUGUUUCAGUACCGCAAAAUCUUUGUUUGUGUUCACUGAAUUCAAUAACUAAAUGAAAUGUUGAUAAGAAAUACAAGUAUUACUAGAAUUUUGGUAUGUGUUAUUUCUAGAGUCCUUGUGUAAAUAUAUGUGCAACUUUAUAAAAUCUAAUCAUUUAAAUGCUUCCAUUAUUUAAGUGUUAUUUUUAAGUAAACUAAAAAAUAAUAGUUUACAUAUUAUAUAUGACAUCAUUUAUAUUGAAUAAGCGAAAUGAAAAUAUAAUGUAUAGUAUAAAAUAAUAUAUUAUCCGUUGAACUAUAUUUGAAAUAUAUUUCGCCAAUCGAUAGCCAUUUAACUAAAGAAAGUAAUAAUUUAUUUCAUAUGCCAUGUUUGUGCAUAAGUCCAAAGCAGGAUAUUAACCAAGGCCGUGUGCCCAGAGUGCAUCCAGUUUUUUGAUUGAAUUGUACAAAUGUGACUUAUGUGUAAUUUGCUAAGAAAUGGUAUUAUUAUCAAUGAAACUAAUUCAUUGCAACAGCACCGCUUUUCCAAAAUUUUUCUUCACUAUUCAUAUUUUUCGUCAUAUGGAUGCAGUGAUAAAGAAGUUAGUUAUUCAACAGUAUUUUUACAAUCCGAUAAUGCAUACCUACAUAAAAAUAAACAUAAGUAAAAUAAUUCAAGUUAUAAAAUAUGAAAGAUCUCCCAGCCGUGCAAAGAAGGGCGCAAUAUAUACUCAUGUACAUACCAAUUGCGACAUCACAUGUGCAAACAAAGUUAUAUAAAUUAUAUUUUAUUUUAAUUAAAUCCAUAAUGUUUAAGUUGUCAAUUAGCUAGUUUCAUACAUACAUGUAUUUAAACCAAAACCAAUAUAACUUUUAAAUACUGUGCCCCAUUGUUUAAAUCAUUAUAGGUAUAUUUAGAAGUAUACAUAAUAUGUAUGUAUUUUAAUAUAUAUUCUUAUAUUUUUUAAUGUUAGUAUACAUGUAUAUAAUGUAGUGAAAAUAAAGCUAAUAUGUGAAGUUAAUAAUUAUUGUAUUUUUAUAUGUGCCCGAAUUUAGAGUUGUAUGUAAUGGUUGUAUAAUUAAUUGAAUAAUUUAUUUAGAAAUAACUUUUCGUUAAAUGAUGACACAUAUGUAUAUCACACAAAUAUUACCUUUUUAAUAUAUGUACAUAUCGUCACUUAAAAUGUAAUGCAACGUAAUAACAAAAACACACAAAACCGUAUUACUAACAGUCUAAGUGUACUCCCCCCGCACUGUUGAGGGAUCAGUCAUCUAACCUAUCCUUCAAUGGUAUAUGUAUAAAGUUUUAACUGCCACCUUUCAGAUAUUACCACGUCAGAAACGAAUUAGUUUAAAUUUUUUAUCAUAUAAUUAAUCAUUAUUAUAUUUUUUAUCAUAUUGGUAACGAUGUUUCCAUCUCCUGCAAACUAAUGAAAUUCAGGGGUGUUGUGGAAUCUGAUAGUUGUCGGAAUCAGAAUUGAAACCGAUCAAAAAACGUAGUAGGUGUCAUGAAUUCAGAUAUCAUUGGUUUGAUAUUCGAAAUAGAAUUUGUAUCGGAUUUGGGUGGCACGGAAACCAAUUUUAUCGGUUUUGCUAUCAGAAACAAAGCAAGAAGAUAGUCGUUCACAGAUUUGAAAUGUAAGCUAAGAAAUCAAGUCAUUUUAUUAUUUCGAAUUAAUUUAUCUUUAUUUCUAUAGGGGAAACAUAAGUAUAAAACACGAAAUGUCUUAAUUAUUGAGUUUUUGGAAAAAAAAAAUCCGGAUAUUUAAAGAUAUUAGAUUUACAAAACGUAAUAAAUGUAAUUGAA
Bactrocera neohumeralis is the source of this 15236-nucleotide messenger RNA. RefSeq names its product protein pangolin, isoforms A/H/I/S (gene pan). The coding region runs from base 990 to 7496 and encodes 2168 amino acids. The transcript is spliced from 6 exons. Gene Ontology annotation, cellular component: beta-catenin-TCF complex. NCBI's taxonomy places the organism in Eukaryota, Metazoa, Arthropoda, Insecta, Diptera, Tephritidae. Gene Ontology annotation, molecular function: RNA polymerase II cis-regulatory region sequence-specific DNA binding; DNA-binding transcription factor activity, RNA polymerase II-specific. Gene Ontology annotation, biological process: regulation of transcription by RNA polymerase II; canonical Wnt signaling pathway. The record is from RefSeq and is a predicted model, not a curated record.